CCUUUCCUCCCCGGCACCGUCUGUGAGCUGUCGUCUCUGAAGUUGACUGUCCCCUCGACACACAUUCACAGUCUUUCUCCACGCCCAAACCACUGCGAUGGCCACUGCGUCAGCCAGUUGGUAUUCAAGCCAGGCUGCUUUGGGCGAACCACGACAGACUUCAACAGAGCAGAAAAACGGGCUCCAGUCCUCCAUAGCCGACCUUACCUCCGAGACUGAAGACAUCAUGGAAAGUUCCAUCCUAAAGCUUCCUCCAGAACUCGUCCAGCAGAUUCUGGCGUAUCUGCCAGCCCAAGAGCUUGCUCGUGUAGCCGUUACCUGUCGCUCUCUCGCUGAUCACGUCGAUAACGAGCUACUGUGGUUGAACCUGAUCAACUCUUACUUACCCGAGCCUAUCCAUGACCCUGGCCUUUUCGACUCCUUCCGUAGCCUCUACAUUGCCCAUCAUCCCUGCUGGUUUAUUCCUAAGCAUAAAAUCUGGUUCUCCGACACAGAACAUACAGGAAAUCUGAUUCUGGCGCGCUAUGAUCAUCGACGCGGGGUGAUCGAGGCCUACCGGGUCAUCGCAGAGCGACGCUCUCACCAGUUUCAAAUAUGGGACUGGAACCCAGAUGUCAUCAUACAAAGCUUUGAUCCAAGGGUCAGUCUAUGGUUGGACGACCCCGUCCUUUUGUUGAAACCCCAGCGCGAGGGGCGGCCACGCUAUCUACAGGGAGAAAUUCGCAUGCCGAUGGCUCUUGAGACGCAGCAUGUCUUCAAUGCUUUUUCACCCUCUUCGAAAUAUCUGCCUCCAGACCUCGAUAGCAGUAAGCAGUGGCCACCACCAACCAUUCCGAGCAAUCAUCGAGUCUAUCGUGAUGUCGAGCAACAGCUACCAGAGUGGGAACGCAAUCCUCGACAGCUGGAGGAGAUGUCCGAGUAUGGUUUCCGAAUCCGAAGGUGGGCGCAUUUCCGUCUAGGAAUUCCCAUCUUCGCCGCCGGUCGGAAUGAGACCCUCUCGACAUUUGCCACGCUCGACCCGGAAGUGUACACACCAACACCGCGCAAGCCAUACCAAGGCCUUUGGGUUGGCGAUUAUUCGGCGCACGGCUGCGAAUUUCUGCUUGUUCUGCAGCGCGACCGCGAUGGGUCGCUCGCGGCGGCCGAGCCGACUGACGGCGAAGCGACGCUACAGGGGAGCCUCGAGGCUAUCAAGCUGACAGGGGACCCAAACGUACCACGAGGGGAGAUCUCCUUUGCAGCCGAUGACAUCGGCCCUGGCGGCCUGGUGCGGAUUGCUGACGAAGGCCUUUUCCAAGGGGCAAGAAUUGUGCGCAGCCGAGGCCAUGUGGCGGGCCUUGGCUUCCGUGACGAUACUUUUAUCUCGUCUCAGCUGAUCCUGCUUUCAACGGACUGCGUGGCUCACUAUUGGGAAACCAUGGGCCAUAUCUCUUACUACCGCCGACUUGAUGUUGAUGCACUACUCCACACGUGAGGCCGAGUUGUCCGAAACAUUGCGGAUGCGCGCAUCAUGUCAUUUAUCUACUUCGCUCCAAUCUUGAAAGCUACCCAGUUACAUUGCUUUGGUGUCUUGCAUUGAAGUACGUUGCCGCUUCAAUAACGGACGUGGAUCAGAGCUGAGCACCGUGGCAGAGUAACCGACCCCUCCAUGGCAGUGCAACCAUUGGCUCUGGGGAUGGGGGCUCAAGUCUCAGUGAUAUCGCUUGCAUUCACAGCCCA
Molecule: messenger RNA, 1719 nt
Organism: Aspergillus uvarum CBS 121591
Lineage: Eukaryota; Fungi; Ascomycota; Eurotiomycetes; Eurotiales; Aspergillaceae
Product: F-box protein
Exons: 2
Coding region: 98-1474 (458 amino acids)
Molecular function (GO): protein binding
Source: RefSeq, a predicted model, not a curated record